UGCGCAAAUACAAAAGUUAUGAAAUCGCUGAAUUUAUUACAAAUUAUCUAAGUUUCAGUACAAAAAUAAGAUACUUAGUGGCAACUCCGAGAAUAGGGAAAUUUUAUAUUUUGUUAUUCGUGUAGGGUUGUAAACAGUGAACACCUAAUCUAUUUUACGUAGGAUUUUUAGUUUUACCAAUAAUUAAUUUUGUUUGUGUAUUUAAGAGUACAUUUCGAUUUGAAAGAAAAUGAACAGCAGUAGCCCGACGACAGAUGAGGCGAUACUCGGUAGUGGCCAUGUCACUCCAGAUUUAUCCCAUUUGUCAAUGGAAGAAAAAGCUGAACAAGAAAAAUUGUGGCAAGAAGAACUUGCCCAAAUUGAAGAUGAAAUUGCAACUCUUAGGACUGUAUUGACAUCAAAACUUAGAAGAAGUGCUGAACUUAAGCGUAACUUGGGCAUUACUGUAUGGAGGGAGGUGUCUGACGACAUUAAUCAGGGGAUAAAGAAUGUCAAGGAAAGCAACGUGUGA
Messenger RNA from Leptinotarsa decemlineata (Colorado potato beetle), 511 nucleotides. RefSeq lists its product as uncharacterized. The record is from RefSeq and is a predicted model, not a curated record. Gene Ontology annotation, cellular component: cytoplasm. Lineage: Eukaryota; Metazoa; Arthropoda; Insecta; Coleoptera; Chrysomelidae.